CAAAAGCAAGACCUGGCAAGAAAGCUAAAUCUACGCCCGCGACAAGUGGAAGUCUGGUUCCAAAACAGGAGGGCCAGGACCAAGUUGAAGCAAACUGAAGCGGAUUGUGAGUUGUUGAAAAAGUGCUGUGAGACGCUGAAAGAAGAGAACAGAAGGCUACACAAGGAGCUGCAAGAGCUCAAGUUAAUGAAACAAACGGCAACAGCAGCAGCAUCACCACCACCCUUUUACAUGCAGUUUCCAACAGCCACUCUCACCAUGUGCCCUUCUUGUGAAAAAAUCAGCAACGGCGGUGACCACCAUAAUCAUCAUGGGGCGUCGACGAGUUCCUUUUUGAUUGGAUCGAAGCCGGCUCACUUGAUCUUCAACCCCUUUAGCACCCAUCCAUCUACAGCUUGCUAAAGUUCAAAUUAAUUUGUAUAGAGAUCAAUGAAAUUUAACUGUAGAGAGGUUGUCUAUUUCUCUCUCUUUAUUUACAAAUAUUUGUAAAUUUUUUAUGAUUUAGUCGUAAUAUGAAGGAUUCUUGUCUUC
Messenger RNA from Prunus avium (sweet cherry), 531 nucleotides. The record is from RefSeq and is a predicted model, not a curated record. NCBI's taxonomy places the organism in Eukaryota, Viridiplantae, Streptophyta, Magnoliopsida, Rosales, Rosaceae.